Topomyia yanbarensis is the source of this 2218-nucleotide messenger RNA. RefSeq lists its product as uncharacterized. The record is from RefSeq and is a predicted model, not a curated record. NCBI's taxonomy places the organism in Eukaryota, Metazoa, Arthropoda, Insecta, Diptera, Culicidae. The transcript has 3 exons. The coding region runs from base 1 to 1944 and encodes 647 amino acids.
AUGAUAUUCCAGUUCAUCAGAAGGUAUAUCCUUACCCUGGUGAUAGACUAUCGGAAGGUGAACGAGAAGACAAUUCCCGAUAAAUAUCCAAUGCCCGAGAUUGGGUAUGUUUUAGAUCAACUAAAGGGUCAAAAAUACUUCACCACCCUUGAUUUAGCGUCUGGAUUUCACCAGAUUAAAAUGAGGGAGAAAGAUAUCGAGAAAACGGCUUUCGCCAUCAACAACGGGAAAUAUGAGUUCACUCGAAUGCCGUUCGGCUUGAAGAACGCUCCUGCGAUCUUCCAGCGGGCAAUUGACGACGUGCUAAGAGAUCACAUAGGGAAAAUAUGCUAUGUGUACAUCGAUGACGUCAUCGUGUUUGGAAAGACCCUAAACGAACAUUUGAAAAAUCUUAAAAUAAUUCUAGAAACACUAAAUAAUGCAAAUCUCAAGAUUCAGUUGGACAAAUGUUUCAGACUACUACUGCUAUUAUGUAUUCAACCAGACCAACUUCAAUCGACACAAGAUGUGACACUCGACUUACGGGACGUAGGACGUCAACCAGUCAUGAUCUUCGAUCAAGGCGAGGCACGGAUCAAACUUGACCACACAUAUUACAUUCAUCACUUCAAUCUAACGACUAUUAGAAUGCAAGUAAAAAGCCUUAGAGAUCAGUUUGAAAACUUUAGCAGAAAUCAAUUUUCCGACUUAAUAAUAGAAAAAUUUAACGAAAUAGAUUUUGCAUUAAAAAGCAUAGACCCUAUCAGACGUCAUAAACGUUGGGAUAGCUUAGGCACAGUUUGGAAAUUUAUAGCUGGCAGUCCAGAUGCCAAUGAUUUGAGAAUCAUCAAUUCUACCAUAAAUAAUUUAAUUAUGAACAAUAAUGAGCAGAUCAGGAUUAACCGUGAGAUAAACCUACAAUUGAAGGAAGCAAUGUUUGAAACGAAAAAGGCAAUCAAUCUGUUUAACACAAGAUCAGCCGAAACUUAUUCCACUAAGAUUUUAUUUCAUUUAAACUACUUAUCAAAGAAAUUGAAUCAGAUAAUUGAUACAAUCUUGUUAGCUAAAUUAGGAAUAGUAAACGAAAAAAUUCUGAGCCAACGUGAAAUUGAUAUUUUAAUCAAUGAUUUAGCUAGGGAAAAUAUAACGGUUCAUACUGCUCUGGAGGCAAUGAAUUAUGCGACGACAUCAGUGGCAACGAACAGUUUGGAAAUUGCACUCAUAAUAAAAAUGCCAAAACUCGACCCGAGAAUAUUCAACAAAAUACGUCUAUACCCAAUCAUUCACAAAAAUAAGCAAAUUCAUAUAGAUCAUCGAUUUUAUCUAACUCACAAAGACGAGAUUUACUCCAUAAACUCAGUCGAACCUACUAUAUUCGACGCAAACGAAAUCAAUUUGGACAAUUCAACCUGCAUACCGAAGCUAUUGAAAGGAGAACAGGCAACUUGUAAUUUUACCACCAACCCAGUUGAAGAAGAAGUUAUUUUUCUAGACAACCAACACUUGUUCAUAAACACUAUGAAAAAUUUCACCCUUUCAUCAAAUUGUGGCCUAACAAACAGAAACCUGACCGGAGCAUUCAUCGUUUUCUUCAAAAAUUGUCAGUUAUACAUCAAUAAUGUUUUAUAUAGCUCAAGAGUGAAAACCUUACCGGGAAACCCAAUACAACUACCCCUAGACGGAAUCGAUGUGAAUAUGCAUCAAGAGGUUCUAAACAUCAGCCUGGACCAUUUACAUAAACUCCAUCUGGAAACGAGGAAGGAGCUGGAUGUUAUCCGGCUAUCAACGAACAGUAUAAAGUGGCCAACAUUAUCCAUUUUCGGGGGAAUUAUGUCCCUACCUAGCUUAAUCGCCAGGACCACAACAGUCGAAGAUCCAGUACCAGACAUCCAACCUAACAUUAGACGUUUGACAAUCAGAGAAGUGAUUCGUACGGAACCUCAUCUCUCAGGAAGGACGAGUUAACGAUGAAGCCACGCGACUCAGGUGCUGACGUCGAAGUUCCUCGAGACAACCGGCAAACAUUGCAAUCGCCAAGCUAGGCAUUUUUGUUAGACGACGACAACGUGCGACCCAAUCGAUGGCAACGUGUGACCGGAUGGAUGGCACCACCGCGAGGAUUGCAGAGUUAGCAGUAUUGAACUGUAGUUAGGGCUAAUUAAUUGAAAUAAAUUCAUUCGAUGUGGAACGGUAGAGUAGUGUAGUUGUAUUUUUUAAAAAGAGUAUCACAAACUCUUAU